AUGUCUGCUGCUGAGGAAGAUGUCUGUAAUCAUGUGAAAGUGGUGGUCCGUGUCCGUCCAGAGUCUCAAAAGGAAAAAGAUGGCAACUUUGCUAAAGUUGUUCAUGUUGUUGACCAGCAUAUAUUGGUCUUUGAUCCAAAGGAGGAAGAAGUUAGCUUCUUUCACGGGAAAAGACUGACCCAUAGGGAUAUUAAUAAAAGAAAAAAGAAAGAUCUUAAAUUUGUGUUUGAUGCUGUCUUUGCUGAAAGUUCAUCCCAGUUGGAAGUUUUUGAGCAUACUACCAAAAGUGUAAUUGAUGGCUUCUUAAAUGGAUAUAACUGCACAGUGCUUGCAUAUGGUGCAACAGGAGCUGGAAAGACUCAUACAAUGUUAGGUUCCCCUGAAGAUCCUGGAGUGAUGUAUUUAACCAUGAUGGCACUUUAUAAUUGCAUGGAUCAGAUAAAAGAAGAUAAAAUAUGCAACGUUGCUGUCUCUUAUUUAGAGGUCUACAAUGAACAAAUUCGUGAUCUGCUGGUAAACUCGGGACCUCUGGCUGUUCGUGAAGAUACCCAGAAAGGGGUGGUAGUUCAAGGGCUAACAUUACAUCAGCCUAAAUCGGCAGAGGAAAUCCUUCAAAUGUUGGAUUAUGGAAAUAAAAAUAGAACACAGCAUCCCACAGAUGUAAAUGCCUCCUCUUCCCGGUCCCAUGCCGUCUUUCAGAUUUAUCUAAGGCAGCAAGAUAAAACAGCUAGUAUUAAUCAAAAUGUUCGCAUUGCCAAAAUGUCUCUCAUUGACCUGGCAGGAUCUGAACGUGCCAGUGCGACAAAUGCCAAGGGGGCUCGUUUUAGAGAAGGAACAAAUAUUAACCGCUCCCUGCUAGCUCUUGGAAAUGUCAUUAACGCUUUGGCAGACCCAAAGAGCAAGAAACAGCACAUCCCUUAUCGAAACAGCAAGCUUACUCGUUUAUUGAAAGAUUCUCUUGGAGGAAAUUGCCGAACAAUAAUGAUAGCUGCUGUUAGUCCAUCUUCUAUGUUCUAUGAUGAUACAUAUAAUACUCUCAAGUAUGCGAACCGAGCAAAGGAUAUCAAGUCUUCUUUGAAGAGCAAUGUUGUUAGUUUGAACAGUCACAUAAGCCAGUAUGUUAAAAUUUGCAAUGAACAAAAGAAAGAGAUCGUAAUGUUGAAAGAGAAACUGAGAGAAUAUGAAGAAAAGCAAGCAAGCAUUCCUGAAAAUCAUAAUGCAGCAGUACUUUCAAACAACCAGCAAAUGGAAAUACAAAGAUACAAAGAAAUCCUUAAAAAUGUGUUUGCAAACCGUGAGGAAAUCAGAAAAGAAUACCUCAAGUUGGAAAUGCGACUGAAAGAAAACGCACUGAAGACGUAUUACCAGAAACAAUGUCAUGAACAAAUUCAACUGAUGUGCUCUGAAGAAAGAGUAGAAAAGGCCACUUGCAAGCGGGAUCAAAGGCUUGCAAUGCUUAGAACUCACCGCAUACACAUGCAGAAGAAGAAAGAAGAGGAGGUCGAACAUUUUGAGGAAAAUACCAAUUGGCUGCAUCGUGUUGAAAGUGAAAUGCGCCUCCUGGGUCAAGAUGGGUGUAUUCCGAAGGAACUCUGUAAAGAUCUGCAGUGUUGCCAUUUAAACCUAGAAGUUAAGGACCUGAAAGCCCAGAUUGAGCACAUGUUAUCUCUGGUGUCCCUUCAAGAUCAGCAUUAUAAGCAGACAGAAAAAGUACUAAAUACUUUGCUUCCAGUUCUUCGCAAGCAAUACCUGACUUUGAAAGAAGCUGGCUUGACAAAUAAUUUAACUGAGACUGAAUUUGGGGAGGUUGAGCAGCUGAUUCAAAGACAAAAAUCAGUAGUUUGGGCUGACCAGACUGAAGAAAACGAACAAAAUCAAAACCAUGAACUAGAGUUGUCAUCUAUCUUUGCAUUCCCACAACUUGUGAACAGACCAAACACCCCAUGCC
Molecule: messenger RNA, 1948 nt
Organism: Fulmarus glacialis (Northern fulmar)
Lineage: Eukaryota; Metazoa; Chordata; Aves; Procellariiformes; Procellariidae
Gene: KIF18A
Product: kinesin family member 18A
Exons: 12
Biological process (GO): microtubule-based movement
Molecular function (GO): microtubule motor activity; ATP binding; microtubule binding
Source: RefSeq, a predicted model, not a curated record